This is a messenger RNA of Eutrema salsugineum, 3231 nucleotides long. RefSeq names its product phosphatidate phosphatase PAH1. The transcript is spliced from 11 exons. Bases 384 to 3020 code for a protein of 878 amino acids. The record is from RefSeq and is a predicted model, not a curated record. Gene Ontology annotation, molecular function: phosphatidate phosphatase activity. Lineage: Eukaryota; Viridiplantae; Streptophyta; Magnoliopsida; Brassicales; Brassicaceae.
AACAAACAUCUUUUCUCCCUUUCUUGGAAAAUCCCCCCAACCGGUAAAAUACAAUCGACGAAGCAAAAGAAAAGUCUUCUCGACUUGGAUUAAAAAAAAAAGAAUUAUUUCCGAGAAUCUUUUUAAUAACCCAAGAUUUUUUGCCCGAAAAAAUUCAAUGCAAUCAAUAGAAUAGGAGAAUCAUAAAAUUUCAUUUCAAUUCAAUAGAAUCUCGUUUUUUGAGCAACGGGAUUCGUCGUUUCUUCCGCGGCUUAUAAUUUCCUCGGAUUCUCCGCGUAAAGUUCCUAAUCUGCUGGAAUUUACGUUUUUGGUCCAGAAGCUCUCUGGUUUCUAUAUAUGAUUAGGACAGUGAAAGUGAAAGACUUUCUCAUAGAUUUGAUGAAAUGAGUUUGGUUGGAAGAGUUGGAAGUUUGAUUUCUCAGGGGGUUUACUCUGUUGCUACACCAUUUCAUCCAUUUGGUGGUGCCAUCGAUGUGAUCGUUGUUCAGCAAGAAGACGGUUCGUUCCGCAGCACGCCUUGGUAUGUUAGGUUUGGUAAGUUCCAAGGUGUCCUUAAAGGCGCCGAGAAGUUUGUGAAGAUAUCUGUAAAUGGCACCGAAGCGGAUUUCCACAUGUAUCUUGAUAAUUCUGGUGAAGCAUAUUUCAUCAGGGAAGUUGAUCCUGCAGCUAAUGACACCAACAACUUGAUUUCCAAUUCUGAGAAUAACAAUGGUAAUGAGAAUAACGGCGUGGGUUUUCGACUUGAGCAUAGUUUAUCGGACGCUGGUGCCGAGGAGUUACGAGAGGGUCUUAACUCUUUGAAUCGGCUUGACAGGACAGAGUCCGAUUGUAAUAGGAGGUAUUAUGAUUUCCAGGACGAUCCGCCUUCUCCAACCUCGGAAUAUGGAAGUGCUCGAUUUGAUAAUCUGAAUGUGGAAAGUUAUGGGGACUCUCAAGGCUCAGAUUCUGAAGUGGUUUUGGUGAGUAUUGAUGGACAUAUACUUACAGCUCCUGUGUCAGCGGCAGAACAGGAGGCUGAGAAUUUACGGUUAAAUACUCCUCAGUUUCACUUGGCCCCUGGUGAUGGAACUGAGUUUUGUGAAGGUAAUACUGAGUUUGCUUCGUCAGAGACUUCUUGGGAUACUGAAUACAUCAGUAAAGUGGAGGCAUCUGAUGCUGUUGAUAUUGGAUCUGAAAAAGUAAACAUUGGGAGCGUUGAGCGUAAUGAUUUGGAUUCCCAUUCUCGUGUUAUUACUGAAAAAGAUUCUCAUGAUGCUGAAAGAGAUAUUAUUGGGAACAGUUUCGAGCAGUCUGAGCUGACACAACCUGGUGAGAAUGCGAAGUCCGAGGCACCAGCUCCUACUUUUGAGGAUCAGAAUCUCAAAGAAUGUGAGCUUCUACCUACCACCAUCACGGAAAAUGAUAGAAGUGAAGAUGAAGUGGCUAUUGAAACAAUAAAUGCUCUUGUUCAUGUUUCUGAAUCUUCUGCAACCCAAAUAACAACAGAAGAAGUGAAAACAGAAUCCAGGAUAUCCGUUGAUUCUACUACGGAGUCAGAAUGUACAGAUGAAGAGAGAAGAAUAUCUGCGGAAACUGCCAUCUUGAUUGACAACCAGGAAAGCGAAAUUAUGGAGUCUGAAGAUCAGACUUCUGAGAGAGUCUCUAUAGAUUCAACGAGGGAGGAUAAUGAGAAACUAACUCCAUCUAAACCGACUGAGGAAGAUAAGGAGAACAGGGAGUCCUUGGAUUCUGCGACUUCUAGUGUGGACAUAAGAAAACCCGAUACAGAUCUGAGAUAUGAGCUAUCACUUUGCAAGGAUGAGCUUCGUCAGGGUAUGGGACUUACCGCAGCUGCUGAAGUAUUUCAUGCGCAUCGGAUAUCUAUGGAAGAAUAUAAAAAUUCGGCAACAUCGAUUCUUGAAAGUGAAAAUCUGGUUGUUAGGAUUAGAGAAACGUAUAUGCCAUGGAAGAAAGCUGCUCGAAUCGUGCUUGGGAAAGCUGUGUUUGAUCUAGAGUUAGAUAUUGAGCCAGAUGAUGUGAUUUCUGUGGAGGAAAAUGAAUCGGCGAAAUCCAAGGACGAUGAAACUACAAUAACUCCUACUUCAUCUGGAAGAAGAUGGAGACUCUGGCCCAUUCCUUUUAGAAGGGUUAAAACAAUCGAGCAUACAGGUAGUAACUCCUCGAGCGAAGAAGAUCUGUUUGUUGAUUCUGAACCUGGCUUACAGAACUCACCGGAAGCACUAUCAAUCACAGAGAGUCGCCAUGAGUCUCCGCGUAGACAACUUGUGAGAACCAAUGUCCCUACCAAUGAACAGAUCGCGUCUCUGAAUCUGAAAGAUGGUCAGAAUAUGAUAACUUUUAGUUUCUCCACGAGAGUUCUUGGAACACAACAGGUCGAUGCACAUAUUUACCGGUGGAGAUGGGACACCAAGAUUGUAAUUUCAGAUGUUGAUGGAACUAUAACUAAAUCUGAUGUGUUAGGUCAGUUCAUGCCUUUGGUCGGAAAGGACUGGACACAGUCUGGUGUGGCCAAGCUUUUUUCUGCCAUAAAGGAGAAUGGAUAUCAGCUGCUGUUUCUGAGCGCUCGUGCCAUUGUUCAGGCAUAUCUAACAAGAAGUUUCUUGAAUAAUCUAAAGCAGGACGGAAAAGCUCUGCCAACCGGUCCUGUAGUCAUUUCACCAGACGGGCUAUUUCCAGCAUUGUACCGUGAAGUGAUAAGAAGAGCGCCUCACGAAUUCAAGAUCGCAUGUUUGGAGGAUAUCAGGAAACUCUUCCCAAAGGAUUACAACCCGUUCUACGCUGGAUUUGGAAAUAGAGACACCGAUGAGCUGAGUUACAGAAAACUCGGAAUCCCGAAAGGAAAGAUAUUCAUAAUCAACCCAAAGGGAGAGGUAGCAACAGGACAUCGCAUAGAUAUCAAGAAGUCAUACACAUCACUUCAUACUCUUGUCAACGACAUGUUUCCUCCAAAUUCGCUUGUUGAGCAGGAAGAUUACAACCAUUGGAACUUCUGGAAAGUACCAGUAGAAGAGGUUGAUUAGAAAUGAGCUGCAGAUUGGGUCCAACAUGGCGGCGGCUGCGAAAGCUCCAUUAUUGGACUUUUGUAAGCCUUUUCUAUGACUUUGUACACAAGAAAGAGCUGGUCUAUUUUGUAAUGUCUCAUGUAGGAGUUAACAAACUAGGGAAAGAAUUAUAUAUAAGCUGUGACAUGUUCUGUAUAAGACCUUAUUUUUUAGAUUUUUUUUUUAAAUA